AUGUCCCUUCCCUUGGACUCUCUGUCCGAGUCUGGACCUCAACUUCCAGCACUCCCUACCCCAGAUUCACAGGGCGCAGGAUCUCGACAUAAUGUCUCUCCAGGACUUCUAUAUCCCUCCUCGAUACCAUCUCCACCCCCUUCUCCAGUUCCCCAGUCCCUGAGAGAAUCUACACGCCGCCACCUGCUACCACCAGCCAUGACUGACCUUCAACUGUGCAUGGAAUGGGGUUCAAUGCCUGUUACCCCGUUCAGCCACUUCGUCGCCCCUGAAUUAUCUCCAUCUCCCAAGCGAUUCCCUCGAUUCAUGGACUUGCCACUGGAACUCCACCGGCUGAUCUUUCAAGCCUGUGAUACGCCAACGCUUUUUCAUCUCAUGCAUACAUCUUCCUAUAUCCGAUCCGAAUGCUCAGAAUUGUUCUGGGGGUCAGGGAAUCGCGUCUGGUACCGGCCUGAUCAUGCCUAUUACCUGUUUAAUGAAAAAGACUCGCCGAUCGACUUUUGCCCGGAAUUCGCAUCGCGUAUCACCCAUGUGGAAAUAUCGCUUUACUUUGCCGAUCACCGUCGGAUGGCGUAUACUGGACGGGCCUUCUGGGAUAGGCUACAGGAGCUCUUUCCCUCGGCGCGUAAUGUGGUCUUGAGUGGAAGCCAGCCAAGACGAAAAGAUAUUAGCCAGUACUUUUUUAUUUCUCAAAUGGUGGCGCCGGCACCUCCGGAUAUCAAUGCAUUUGUGGCCUUCAAGUGCAAAGGUGACGUGGACGUGGAUGAGCACGCUUUGCGACACAGAUUGUGGCGGGUUGAACGUCAUCGCUGGAGCUUGGUCCAAGAUAUCUGGACCCCGAUGCGAGUUUUGCUUCCUCCGAAAAGAGUCCCACCGGGUUUAUUGAAUGACCUUUCGACUAGUGAUCGAAUUCAUCGUAUCUUGUGGCGUGAAAUGAAAGCUCUAAAUUGGUUGAAACUGGAAACUUACGCGCGGUAUUCGGAAACCAGUGUAAUUGAAUGUCCAGAUCCCGGGUGUAAGGACUUGGAAUUUCACACUUUGAAAGACUUCAAGAUACAUAUCUUAGUGAAGCGCCAUAUAGGGGGAUCCUCGUUCACCCAUGACAAUGACUUGGUGCUCUAUCAUCGAUAUACACCCGUUGAGGUGAAGGCUGUUCUUGACGCCAAACAACGCCGUCUGGACGAGAUGGUGCGUGUUAAAAGAUUGCUAGAAGAUGACCUUCGUGAUCGGUACCGCAGACCUGGAGAUGCAAAACGGAAAUUUGAGGAGGAGCUCACUGUUAAAAUGAAGGAGCAUGGCUAUCUCGCACCUCACAAGUCACUUGAGGAUUCGAACUUGUGGCUCGAUCGCGCUGAAAUUUUCGAGUUCGAUUAUCCGGAACACCCCGAGGAGAAGGAUUUUGAUCCAGACUGCACCGAGGAAGAAAAUUGGGAUCAGUAA
Penicillium daleae is the source of this 1440-nucleotide messenger RNA. RefSeq lists its product as uncharacterized. The transcript has a single exon. NCBI's taxonomy places the organism in Eukaryota, Fungi, Ascomycota, Eurotiomycetes, Eurotiales, Aspergillaceae. Bases 1 to 1440 code for a protein of 479 amino acids. The record is from RefSeq and is a predicted model, not a curated record.